CUUCAUUGUUGCGUAGCGAAUAUAAUAUUUUAGUAAAUAAACAAACUCAUACAAUAUUUAUAUUCGAUAUCACUGAGCUUUUAAAGAAUGGCUGCACAAAAGAAACCUAGACGAAAAAGUAUCCAACACAGCGAUCCAGGGAAGAUUUUAGAUUUGGUGAUGAGUUUAACCGACGAUACUUGUGCCCAACUACAAAUGCGGCUGAAUACCUAUCUAGUUGAAGAGUGUGAAGCCGAUCUAGUCUUCCAGGUGAUAGUGCACCGUGACCGCAAGGAAGCGUACAUAGAAGUAGUUGGCAAUAUUGCUUUGCCACGGAAAAUGAAAAUAAACUUAUCUCCUAAACUUAACGAGACUUUGAAGUCAAGUCUGGAUCAUUCUGAUCUCUUAUGCAACUUUGAAGAGGAUUUCCAGUCCAUCAUCACACCACAUAUAGCCAAAGACAACACAAGGAAGCGUGUGAUAAUGUUCUCUGUGGUGGACAACCCGUUUUCAGACAUCUUCUGUGUGAUAGGACCCAGGGUACCGGAGGGCAAUGUCCCGAUCAUCAUUCAUGAAUGCGGAUUAUUCACCUGGCCCACGUUAAAGAAGACGAUAGCUUUCGAAUAUGAAUGUACCCUGAAAGUAAAGUGCCAGCAACUUUUGCGGGUUGCUAAACGACUAUUUACUCAGGUGGCAUCGCUAGAGACCUUGCUACAAAUCGCAAUGGAGCAAGCCAAGUUGUUGACCAAAGCCGAGUACUGCUCAGUUAUGCUCAUCGAUGUCGAGAAAAUGGAACUGUAUGACUCCUGCCCACUAUUUCAGGAUGACUCGCAUGAACGCCGUUUCCCCUUAGGUGUUGGAAUAGCAGGAGAAGUGGUCAGGACCGGGUCACUCAUCAACACUCGAUCAGCCAAAGACCACCCGUCUUUUAACCCUAGUAUUGACAGCUUACCAAAUAUCAAUUGCAGAAACCUGCUAUGCUUCCCGAUUCGGGAGCAAUCCGGUAUCAUUGGAGUCGGGCAACUGAUCAACAAGAUCAACGACCCUUACUUUGACGGUAUGGACGAGGAGAUGGCCCUCGCGUUCAGCAUCUACUGUGGCGUCUGCAUCAUUCAUUCCGUUGUCUACCAGAAGAUACAGGAGGCUCAUAUCAGGAAUGCUUUAGCUAAUGAGCUGGUUAUGUAUCAUAUGAAGGUGAGUGAUUCAGAAGUGACUCGCAUGCUGUCCUGCACUGGUUACCACAACCACCCUCACCUCAGCAGCCUGCACUUCAACCCUCGAGCGCUGCCGCUGCGGGAACUGCCUUGCUAUGUCAUGAAGAUGUUCGCCGACCUUGGAUAUGAUAAGAGGUUCAAUAUAAAACCAAACAAGAUGGCGCGCUUUAUCCUAUACGUGAAGAAAGGAUAUCGUGACGUGCCAUACCACAGCUGGCUGCACUCGUUCAACGUCGGCCAGUGGGCAUAUGCUGCACUCGUCAACUAUAAGCUGGUGGCUCAGGGAUUCUUUAAUGACUUGCAAGCACUGAUGUUCGUGCUGGCGGGCCUCAUGCACGACAUAGACCAUCGUGGCACUACCAACAGCUUCCAGAUUAACGGACAGACGAACCUAGCAGCCCUAUACUCGAGCGAGGGCAGCGUGAUGGAGCGUCACCACCUGGCUCAGGCUAUGUGUAUACUCAACACGGAGGGAUGUGACAUCCUCGAGUCGCUCCCUCGAAGGGAUUACGAUAGAGCUAUCAUGAUGCUGAGGGAUAAUAUCCUGGCUACAGACUUGGCUAAUUAUUUUAAGAACUUUAACGAAUACAAGGUGAUCUCCAUGGACUACCAGAAGGGCAACCGGUUGCACUUCUCAGCUCUGCAGUGUCUGCUGAUGAACGCUGCAGACUUGAGCGAUCAGCUGAAAGACUGGGGAAGUGUGAAGAAGACUGCUACUGCAGUGCUAACGGAGUUCUUCAAGCAAGGCGAGUUGGAGAAGAUGCGAGGAGACAACCCACCUCUCAUCAUGGACCGAGACAAAUGCUUCAUUCCUGAUCUGGAGAUACAGUUCCUGCAGAGCGUCUGCUUACCACUUUAUGAUCUGUUGGGUAGGAUAAUACCGAAAGCUGCGCCUUGUACGAAAAUCAUAGAGAAUCACAUUGAACGGUGGGAUGCAUCGAAACCUGUGUUUGCAGAGGUACCAAUCACAGCAGGCCUAUCGGUUCUUCUAAGCCCUGAGCUAGACAACCUCAUUGAGCUCAACCUUAAAGAAAAAGAAAGGAAGGAAAAAGAGCGAAUGGAAAACCCGGGUGACUCGCAAACGUCAGUGGCCGACAAUGACAAGUGAAUAUCACCCGCCUUUUUAGUCUAUGGGUCGAAUUUUCAAUUAUCGAAUAACUUUUAUCUAUUGGCGAUGCAAAAACGCAAAAAUUAUUAGUGUACUAAUCUAUCAUUUUUUAAAUAUCUAAAGUAAGCGUCCACAGGCACACAUCGCAAGUAUCGGACGCAUCGCACGUAACGGAUUUUACCUUGCCAUGUAUAAGAAUUCAUACAACGGCGUCCAUUGAUCCGCAUAGUAUCAUGGACGACUCAGAUACAUAGCUAUGCUAUAAUGCGAUACGUCCGAUACGUGCGAUGCAGGCCUGUGGCCGCUUCUUACCUUAAAACUACAGAGAGUGAUCUUCAUUUAUGAGCAAUUUUUCAUUAAAGUUCUUGAGUUAUUUGAUAAUUGGAAAUUCGGCCCUAUGGUAUUUGGUCUCUUUGAUAGAAUAAUUUUAUGGAGUUGAAAUACAUCAAAAUUGCAUGUGUAUGUAGGUCAAUUAAUUUAAAUUAGUUGAAUAUAACUAUGUGCGUGUUUGUAUGUAUUGAUAUUGGAAGGAAUGCCAGAAUGGUUUAGAUUAUCUUUUUGAUAAAUGUUUAAUAUGAUAAAAUUGUUUAAUAAAUAAUGUAGAUAAAUGUCUCGUGUUUGUCUGUCUGUUUUUGUUAGAAUUGCCUUAGCAAUGUUUUGAAAGUUACAAUUUUUACAAAAUUGUUAAUUGCUAUUUGUCUAUAAUAAAAUAAAUACAAUUAACUAUGCGUACAUUAUUUAUUAACGUUUUAAAACAAUAGUAUUAUUAAAGUAAUAAUUUUAAAUGCGGGUUACACCUUAUCAACAGGAACAAUUUUACAUUAAAAAUGAACCUAGUUAUCACAAUCAGUGUUUUUUGAAUAAAAUCACUCAAUAUAAUUGCUUGCAACAUUCACUUUUUGUGUGGCCAGCCUAA
Messenger RNA from Helicoverpa armigera (cotton bollworm), 3217 nucleotides. RefSeq names its product cGMP-dependent 3',5'-cyclic phosphodiesterase. Gene Ontology annotation, biological process: cGMP catabolic process; positive regulation of gene expression; regulation of mitochondrion organization. The coding region runs from base 88 to 2301 and encodes 737 amino acids. Gene Ontology annotation, cellular component: cytosol; perinuclear region of cytoplasm; mitochondrial inner membrane. NCBI's taxonomy places the organism in Eukaryota, Metazoa, Arthropoda, Insecta, Lepidoptera, Noctuidae. The record is from RefSeq and is a predicted model, not a curated record. Gene Ontology annotation, molecular function: 3',5'-cGMP-stimulated cyclic-nucleotide phosphodiesterase activity; 3',5'-cyclic-GMP phosphodiesterase activity; 3',5'-cyclic-AMP phosphodiesterase activity. The transcript is spliced from 16 exons.